UGUACCGCGGCGGCAGCGCGCUCCGGCUGUGGCGAGCCGGGGGAGGGGAGCGGCGGCGGCGGCGGCGGCGGCGGCCGGGGCUGUGGAGCCUCGCGCGGGCGACCAGGAGCCUCUGAGCGCGGCGGGCGGCGGCGCCCCGAGCGGUCGCCUCAGCAUGUCGGUCAGCGUCCAUGAGACCCGAAAGUCGCGGAGCAGCACGGGGUCCAUGAACAUCACCCUCUUCCACAAAGCCUCCCACCCCGACUGCGUGCUGGCCCACCUCAACACCCUGCGCAAGCACUGCAUGUUCACGGACGUCACACUGUGGGCAGGCGACCGUGCCUUCCCCUGCCACCGCGCCGUGCUGGCCGCCUCCAGCCGCUACUUCGAGGCCAUGUUCAGCCAUGGCCUGCGGGAGAGCCGGGACGACACGGUCAACUUCCAGGACAACCUGCACCCCGAGGUGCUGGAGCUGCUGCUGGACUUCGCCUACUCGUCCCGCAUCGUCAUCAACGAGGAGAACGCCGAGUCUCUGCUGGAGGCCGGUGACAUGCUGCAGUUCCACGACGUGCGGGACGCCGCCGCCGAGUUCCUGGAGAAGAACCUCUUCCCUUCCAACUGCCUGGGCAUGAUGCUCCUGUCGGACGCUCACCAGUGCCGCCGGCUGUACGAGUUCUCGUGGCGCAUGUGCCUGGUGCACUUUGAGGCGGUGCGGCAGAGCGAGGACUUCAACAGCCUGUCCAAGGACACCCUACUGGACCUCAUCUCCAGCGACGAGCUGGAGACGGAGGACGAGCGCGUGGUCUUCGAGGCCAUCCUGCAGUGGGUGAAGCACGACCUCGAGCGGCGGAAGGUGCACCUGCCCGAGCUGCUCCGCAGCGUGCGGCUGGCCCUGCUGCCGUCCGACUGCCUCAAGGAGGCCGUCUCCGGCGAGGCCCUCCUCAUGGCCGACGAGCGUACCAGGCUCAUCGUGGACGAGGCGCUCCGCUGCAAGACCAAGAUCCUGCAGAACGACGGGGUGGUCACCAGCCCUUGCGCCCGGCCGCGCAAGGCAGGCCACACGCUGCUGAUCCUGGGGGGCCAGACCUUCAUGUGCGACAAGAUCUACCAGGUGGACCACAAGGCCAAGGAGAUCAUCCCCAAGGCGGACCUGCCCAGCCCCCGCAAGGAGUUCAGCGCCUCAGCCAUCGGCUGCAAGGUCUACGUGACCGGGGGCCGGGGCUCCGAGAACGGGGUCUCCAAGGACGUGUGGGUGUAUGACACCGUCCAUGAGGAGUGGUCCAAGGCGGCGCCCAUGCUGAUCGCCCGCUUCGGCCACGGCUCUGCCGAGCUGGAGAACUGCCUCUACGUGGUCGGGGGACACACGUCCCUGGCAGGCGUCUUCCCGGCCUCCCCGUCUGUCUCCCUGAAGCAGGUGGAGAAGUACGACCCCGGGGCUAACAAGUGGACCAUGGUGGCCCCGUUGAGGGACGGCGUCAGCAAUGCCGCAGUGGUGAGCGCCAAGCUGAAGCUGUUUGUUUUCGGGGGGACCAGCAUCCACCGAGACAUGGUGUCCAAGGUCCAGUGCUACGACCCCUCGGAGAACCGGUGGAGCAUCAAGGCUGAGUGCCCCCAGCCUUGGCGGUACACGGCGGCCGCCGUGCUGGGCAGCCAGAUCUUCAUCAUGGGCGGUGACACCGAGUUCACGGCCGCCUCCGCCUACCGCUUCGACUGUGAGACCAACCAGUGGACGCGGAUCGGAGACAUGACCGCCAAACGCAUGUCCUGCCACGCCCUGGCCUCGGGCAACAAGCUCUACGUUGUGGGGGGCUACUUCGGGACCCAGAGGUGUAAGACCCUGGACUGCUAUGACCCCACAUCGGACACGUGGAACUGCAUCACCACGGUGCCCUACUCGCUCAUCCCCACUGCCUUUGUCAGCACCUGGAAACACCUGCCUUCGUGAGGAGCGCAUGCAGGGCCCAGCCAGACUCCGUGUGUCUGUCCCCACCCCGCGGCCGCAGCCCUCACCGCCAGAGUGGCCCUGACCCUGUCUGCCACUGCAGGAAGCCUGGCCCGGCCCCACACCAGCACUUGAAGUGGCCGGAAGCCGGCCCCACCGGCUCUGGGAGCAGCAUUCUCGGGGCUGUUGUGAGCUUUAGACAAGGGAAGAGAAGCUGUCUCAAGAGCCCUGUGUGUCUGUCUGAGGCCUUGGCCUCUGUGAGGUGGUUUGCAGGGGAGAGGACCUUCCAGAGGGGCGUGGACCGACCCCAGGACUCCCUCGGCCUUGGGGCAGAGACACAUCCGCAGAGUCGUGGCCUGUUGCCGCAAACCCCGCUCGGGGGGCUGAGAGGAGCCCUGGGCGGGCUGGGGUGGGUGGCACCAGGCGGUCACACAGCACUGACAAAACAGCCUUUGCCUCGUCGCCCUGCUGUGACCAUAAUGUCACCCAGCACGGGGUGUGUCAGGUCUCAUGGAAGCCGGGUCCACCAGGACUGAGAGCAGAGCUACCUGGGAGAAAUGAAGACACACUGUGUAGGGGGCAGAAACCCAUAGGGUGACCUCAUGGCACCUGCAGGACUUCGUUAGCAAAUGGCCCUGAGACCCCCCAGCGUUAAAGCAGAAACCCUUGUGCGCCCCUCCCCAGGGUGGGGCUGUGCUCUCUGUGACCUCCCCACCUUCCUCCCAGUCAGGGCAGCUGUGCCAGGUGCAGAGGGACACUCAUGCCCCAUCGCAGUGGGACUCAGGGGCCUGUGUCCUGUUAGACGAGGGUGCCCUCAGGGGCUGCCCCCCUCAGAGCCUGCCGGUCCCAAGAGGUGGCAAUGACCCCAUCAUCUCCCGACAAGACCGUGAGGGCCCUUAGACCCGGAGCAGGUGUGAGCUGAGGACCCCAGGGUCACCUUAGGGCACCCACUCUGGAGCCCACCAGCAUGGAUGACAGCAGCUAGGCCCGUGACCCCCGGCGUCCAGGUGGCCGGUUUGCUCCCUGAGCUGCAAAAGG
Molecule: messenger RNA, 2959 nt
Organism: Prionailurus viverrinus (fishing cat)
Lineage: Eukaryota; Metazoa; Chordata; Mammalia; Carnivora; Felidae
Gene: KLHL25
Product: kelch like family member 25
Exons: 3
Coding region: 155-1924 (589 amino acids)
Molecular function (GO): protein binding
Source: RefSeq, a predicted model, not a curated record